Molecule: messenger RNA, 816 nt
Organism: Caenorhabditis bovis
Lineage: Eukaryota; Metazoa; Nematoda; Chromadorea; Rhabditida; Rhabditidae
Source: the annotation of a GenBank genome assembly
AUGAAGUUGAUAAUUGAAGAGAAUGCCGAGCAGGUGGCUGAUUUCGCUGCGAGAUAUGUGGCCAAGAAGAUUCUCGACGCGAAUCUUGGACCUGACAAGUAUUUGGUUCUCGGCCUUCCAACAGGAUCAACUCCGUUGGGAAUGUACAAGAAGCUCAUCAAAUUCUACAACGACGGCCUCAUUUCGUUCAAAUAUGUGAAAACUUUCAACAUGGACGAGUACGUCGGAUUGCCGCGGGAUCAUCCCGAAUCGUAUCAUUCGUUCAUGUUUCGAAACUUUUUCAAACACAUCGACAUCGACCCGGAGAAUGUGAAUAUUUUGGAUGGAAAUACCGACAAUCAUACGAAGGAAUGCGAAUCGUACGAGAAGAAAAUUGAGGAAGCUGGUGGAAUCGACUUGUUCAUUGGAGGAAUCGGACCCGAUGGCCAUAUUGCGUUCAAUGAGCCGGGAUCUUCGCUGUCGUCGUUGACUCGAAUCAAAACGUUGAAUGCUGAUACGAUUCAGGCGAAUGCCCGCUUUUUCGGUGGCGAUCUUUCGAAAGUGCCGACGCAAGCGUUGACUGUUGGCGUGCAAACGGUGAUGAAUGCCAGAGAAGUGAUGAUAUUGAUCACCGGAUCUCAUAAGGCAUUGGCUUUGCAUCAGGCCAUCGAAUGCGGAAUUUCGCACAUGUGCACGGUGUCGGCGAUGCAGAUGCACAAAUGCGCGGUAUUCGUCGCCGACGAAGACGCGACGCUCGAAUUGAAAGUCAAAACUGUUAAAUAUUUCAAAGGACUUAUGGGACAUCAUAGAACACUUGUUGAUUUUUGGGCCUCAUAA